Messenger RNA from Xyrauchen texanus (razorback sucker), 1014 nucleotides. Its product is annotated as ABI gene family member 3-like. Bases 1 to 1014 code for a protein of 337 amino acids. The record is from RefSeq and is a predicted model, not a curated record. The transcript is spliced from 6 exons. Gene Ontology annotation, cellular component: lamellipodium. NCBI's taxonomy places the organism in Eukaryota, Metazoa, Chordata, Actinopteri, Cypriniformes, Catostomidae. Gene Ontology annotation, molecular function: SH3 domain binding.
AUGGAGGCAGAAGAGAAGAGACAUUCUCCAUCUUAUUCUCAAAUAUCUCUAGAGACCUUCAUAAUGAGAGACAACAGUUACAAAGAGCGCAUAGAAAAAAUCCUUCAAGAGGCUCCGACUGCAAGAAAAGCUCUUCUAGACAACUACAGCAAUCUGCACAAGGUGGCCGAUUACUGUCAGAACAAAUACCUAAAUGUGGUGGACACCAAAAGUGUCAUUGAAGAGUCCAAGGCUCUCACCACGCAGGCCCUGGCCAGUGUCACAUACCAGAUAAACAAUCUGGCCACCUCUGUACUGAAGCUUUUUGAUGCUCAGACUGUUCAGCUCAAACAGAUGGAGUCCUCCAUCAACAUUUUGACGCUGACAGUUGGCAUACAUAAGGAGAAUAUUGCAUGGAGAGAGAUUGGAGUGCUGACCAAACAGACCAAAAUUCCCCGGACUCAAAAGAUGAUUCCACCAGCAAGUGGACUGGAGCUGUUAUAUCGCUACACCUGCUUAGACAAACUGGGACAUGGCCACUGGGAAACCAACAAAACUUUAAGCUACACAGUCAUGGUCAUCAUGAACUGUUGUUGUAUGAAAAAGAACUGUGUAAAGAUCCUGUUUAAUGCGAGUAUUUAUUGUGGUUCCAGGUCUUUUUUGGGUAUUGCUGUUCCUCCUCCGUCAGUACCUGACUGGGUGGGUUCUAAUGUCACAGCUCCUCCUGAUCUCUCUUCAGCUUCACCGUCUCCUUUACCCAUAUCUGCCUGCUCCCCAUCUCUACCGCCAUAUGUCUAUCCAGAGUUAUCUAUGCUGCCUCCUCCACCUCCUCCAGAUGAUGAGAUGGACGAUGCUCCACCCCCUCCACCUCCUCCCUCUCCUCCUCAGGACAACAUGCCAUUUUCUAUUCCACCACCUCCUCCAACUACCCCACUGCCAUCUCCCCAAAAUACCUCCAUGGUGCCACGUCCCCCUUCUCCACCUCCAAAUAUUGGUGGAAAAUUUGUUCCACCUCCUCCUCCUCUCCCAUUUUGA